This is a messenger RNA of Penicillium robsamsonii, 1650 nucleotides long. RefSeq names its product fungal specific transcription factor domain-containing protein. Gene Ontology annotation, biological process: DNA-templated transcription. The record is from RefSeq and is a predicted model, not a curated record. Gene Ontology annotation, molecular function: zinc ion binding; DNA binding. The coding region runs from base 1 to 1650 and encodes 549 amino acids. Lineage: Eukaryota; Fungi; Ascomycota; Eurotiomycetes; Eurotiales; Aspergillaceae. The transcript is spliced from 3 exons.
AUGGAUCUACCGCCUUCUCUUAGUGGACUUCUCGAGGCCUUUUCCAAUGCCGAGGAUGUAGAUCGGUUGGAAAGAGGCGGGGAUGAUCUAGGUCCUUUUGGGCAGUUCGUCGCAUCAGGGAGUAAGCCGAUAUCUGACCAACCACAUAUGACCUUGACGCGCAAUGUACCCCAGACAUAUCCCUUAGACAGUUAUCUGAUGACGAUAAAUGAGUUGCUUUCGCCGCAGACGCAGGAUCUUAUUCUAGGGGAGCACAAUCAGCCAUUCGAACUGCAGCGAUCUUUUCAAGCUCAGCUUCCGAAUAUCUCGGAAGAAAGUAAAGAAUAUCUACAUCUGAAGGGGGCUCUCAGAAUAGUGACCCUUGAACUGCGGAAUCAGUUGCUCGGGGCUUAUAUCAAAUAUGUUCAUCCUCUUCUGCCUGUCAUUGACCUGCAAUGGUUUUUAUUCAAUGUCAUGGUCGAGGAUGAAUCCCAAUUUCCAAGUCCGCUUCUUCAUCAAGCUGUCAUGUUGGCUGGAAGUGCAUUUAUCGAGCAGGAAACUGCCGUUAGAGCCGGGUUCUCGUCACGAAAAGCAUUGCGAAGAACAUUAUUUGGGCGUACCAAGCUUCUUUAUGAAUUUGAGACCGAGCCCAACGCAUACGUCCAGAUUCAAGCAUUGUUACUCAUGAUGCAGUGGCAUGGAAAUGGGGGCGGCCCCAAAAACCCAACAUACUGGUUCGAUCUCGCCUACUCGACAGCAGAGCGCGUCGGUCUCCUUGGGAGUUUAGAAACGGGUAGUUUUUCUCACAAGCACAGACUUUGGUGGUGUCUCUAUGUGCGCGACCGCAUUCUCUCCCUCGGCUUCCGUCGCCCACUGCGAAUUCCAAACAGCGAUAUCACAAUGUCGCUCCUGGAGGCUACGAAAUACUAUUCCUCCGAGCUAUACCAUGAACUCGUGCUGGUUAUGCUGGGAGAAGCAUCAUCCAUGCUCAACUGGGAGAACCAAGAACGAAUGAUGCUUCUGUUCAUUCAGGAGAUUAAGCUUGCUCAUUGUGUGGGAGUCAUCAUCAAUCUUCUUUACCAAGAUGCUUGGUCGCCAUCGCCAUCGGGGGACUAUGAAUACUCCAUGGUACCCAAGUCAAAUAUAUCACAGGCUGCCAUAACGGGAUGCGAACAGCUUCUAAAGACCUGGAUUCAGAACCUUCCUGCUCCGGCACAUUACUACUCUCCGUCACUCUUACACCAUUGCCAUACAGAGUCUCCGGAGAAUGUUCUCCUCGUUCACCAGGCUUUCCUAUAUCUCCUCCAUCUCACUGCGAUGUCUAUACUCUACCAAGCUGCAUCGAAUGGAGGAGACAGUCUCGAGACCACCAUUAACUCAGAAAUGAGAGGCUUGACUUUGCAAGUCAAUGAGACUCUCAAUGAGCUGCAUGACUCCAGGAUGCUUCAUUUUCUCCCUGGAAGCACUAUUACUAUAUUGAUUAUUAUUCUCGAGGCAAGCCUUUCUGAUCUGAAGGUUUCGGAUGAUAUUGUGAGGAUGCAGGCCAUGUCGAACUUGUAUGCUUGCGAGGAGGCGGCUGGAUAUUUACUACAAACAUAUCCCGCGGCUGAGAUUGUUCUUUCACAGGCACAAAACGCUCGUGGGCAUCUCCUGGGUUUGAUCGCAACUUGA